ACAACAGUUUCGCAGAUGAUCACGUGAUCGAAGAUCGACUUCUUCGUUUGUGGCCACGAGGUUUUGUGGUGAAAAUUAAGUUUACCGGGUGGAAAAGGCCCUCUAUUUUUGUAUUUAUACAAAAAUGUCCUCCAGCAAUCCUUUGCCACCCAAAGAAAAUGCCUUGUUUAAGCGAAUUUUGAGAUGUUAUGAACACAAACAAUACAAAAAUGGAUUGAAAUUUGCGAAGCAAAUCUUAUCAAAUCCAAAAUUCAGUGAGCAUGGAGAGACAUUGGCGAUGAAAGGUCUGACUCUGAAUUGCUUAGGUCGCAAAGAAGAAGCAUAUGAUCAUGUACGGCGUGGUCUUAGGAACAGUUUACAGUCUCAUGUAUGCUGGCAUGUUUAUGGACUGUUACAGCGUUCCGAUAAGAAAUAUGAUGAGGCUAUCAAGUGUUAUAGAAAUGCUCUUAAAUGGGAUAAGGACAAUAUCCAAAUCCUUAGAGAUUUAUCUUUACUUCAAAUUCAAAUGAGGGAUUUAGAAGGAUAUAGAGAUACAAGAUACCAAUUGUUUAUGUUACGUCCAACACAACGUGCUUCUUGGAUUGGUUUCGCUAUAUCUUAUCAUUUAUUAAAAGACUAUGAGAUGGCGCUUAAAAUUUUAGAUACAUUUCGAAAUUCACCUAUGAUUUGUUAUGAUUAUGAACAUAGUGAAUUGCUGUUAUACCAAAAUAUGGUUAUUCAAGAAUCUGGUGACAAUGAACAAGCUUUAAAACAUCUUGAUAAGUAUCGAUAUCAAAUUUGUGAUAGAGUCACUUUAAAAGAGACAUAUGGUAAACUCAGACUUCAGCUUCAACAAUAUGCAGAAGCAACACAGGUUUACAAAGAAUUAUUAAAUAUCAAUCCAGAAAAUACUACAUAUUAUGCUAAAUUGGCAGAGGCUGAAAGACAUGAAACACCAGAAGAUACAUUGAUUAUGCUCCAAAGAUACGAAGAAUUAUUUCCUCGUGCAUUAGCACCAAGACGUUUACAAUUGAAUUAUGCUACCGGAGAUCAAUUUAAAACAUUAGUCGAUUUAUAUUUACGACGAGGCCUUCAUAAAGGUGUACCACCAUUGUUUGUUAAUCUUCGUUCGUUGUAUAAUGACAAACAAAAAGUUGAAGUUAUUCAAUCUCUUGUUCUGGAAUAUAAGGAAGCGUUAAAAGCUCAUGGUCAUUUUAGUAAUCAAGAAAAAGAUAAUCCACGAGAACCAGCGUCGGCAUUAUUAUGGACUUAUUAUUAUUUAGCUCAACAUUAUGAUUAUCUUGGUCUUACAGAGAAAGCGUUGAACGAGAUUGAUGCCGCCAUAGAUCAUACGCCUACAUUAAUAGAAUUGUUUGUUACCAAAGGACGAAUAUUUAAGCACGCUGGAAAUGUUCAAGAAGCAUACAAGUGGUUGGAUGAAGCUCAAGGAUUAGAUACCGCAGAUCGAUAUAUUAAUUCUAAAUGUGCCAAAUAUAUGCUACGUGCUAAUUUAAUAAAAGAAGCAGAAGAGACAUGUGGGAAGUUUACAAGGGAAGGCGUAUUAGCCAUGGAAAAUUUAAAUGAAAUGCAAUGUAUGUGGAUUCAAAUGGAAGCAGCACAUGCGUAUCAACGUCUUGGAAAAUAUGGAGAAGCGUUAAAGAAGUGCCAUGAAGUUGACAGGCACUUUUCGGAAAUUAUAGAAGAUCAAUUCGACUUUCACACAUAUUGCAUGAGAAAAAUGACAUUAAGAUCUUACGUUGGUCUCUUGAGGUUAGAGGACGUCCUUCGUGCUCAUCCAUUUUAUUUCAAGGCUGCAAAAUGUGCGAUGGAGGUUUAUCUUCGUUUACAUGACUAUCCUUUGCCGGAUCCAACGCAGACACAAGAAAUCGAUACGGGUAAGUUUUCUUUUUUACAUUUAUUAUGUAUUAUUGAUCAGAGACGAACAAAUUUAAUUUUACAUAAAACAUGGCCAUUCACAGUGUGACGACGCAUCGCACUGUAAACAUACCAGAGUCAAUUUGUAUUUUCUACUUAUAAUUCAGUAAAUAUAUAUUUACUGAAUAUAUAUAUAUACAUAUAUAUAUAUAUAUAUAUAUAUAUAUAUAUAUGUAUAUAUAUAUAAAACGUUCUGAUAGAUAUAUUCUUCCUAGAGGAAUAUAUUUAUAUGGAAUAUUACAGGCUAUACAAACAUUUCUAUCUUACACGUUCGUUUAAACACAUAAAAUUUUUAUUAGAAUAAUUCAUAAGGACAUUUUUUUAUUACUUCAUACAUAGAUUGUAAUAAAUUAUUCGUUUCCGAAGAAUUAAAAUUAAUAUACUAUACAGUCUAUCAGAGGGAGCUCGUAAUAUUUACUCAUGAAACUUUCCAAAGAAAAAAUUUAAACGAAUCCAUUAUUAUUGAUCUCGAUAAUAUUCGUAAUAUUCGUAAAAAAAAAAAAAAAAAAAAGUUACAAUAAAAUAAAUACGAUAACGAAA
Messenger RNA from Vespa velutina, 2454 nucleotides. RefSeq names its product N-alpha-acetyltransferase 15, NatA auxiliary subunit (gene Naa15-16). The transcript is spliced from 8 exons. NCBI's taxonomy places the organism in Eukaryota, Metazoa, Arthropoda, Insecta, Hymenoptera, Vespidae. Gene Ontology annotation, cellular component: cytoplasm; NatA complex. The coding region runs from base 125 to 1963 and encodes 612 amino acids. The record is from RefSeq and is a predicted model, not a curated record. Gene Ontology annotation, molecular function: protein-N-terminal amino-acid acetyltransferase activity; protein binding. Gene Ontology annotation, biological process: N-terminal peptidyl-methionine acetylation.